Messenger RNA from Sclerotinia sclerotiorum 1980 UF-70, 1614 nucleotides. RefSeq lists its product as hypothetical. Lineage: Eukaryota; Fungi; Ascomycota; Leotiomycetes; Helotiales; Sclerotiniaceae. Gene Ontology annotation, biological process: L-tryptophan biosynthetic process. The record is from RefSeq and is a predicted model, not a curated record. The transcript has 3 exons. Bases 1 to 1614 code for a protein of 537 amino acids.
AUGGUAGUGGGGGACAUCUCGCCAUCUUUGGCAGAAUUAUCAGAUGUGCUUUCAAAAUCUAGAGGAAAGUCAUACGCUCCCAAUUUAGUCGCUAUCUAUAAGGAAAUAUCCUCCGAUCUCAUUACUCCCUCCGCCGCAUACCUCAAAAUCUCGGCGCAUUCAAAGUCCGACCAUUCCUUUUUAUUCGAGAGUGCUGCUACAGAAAAGGUUGGCAGAUAUAGUUUUAUAGGAGCUGGGCCUCGAAAGGUACUCAAAACUGGUGAAGGACAUGGCGAAGAAGUGGACCCAUUGCCGGCGCUCGAGGCAGAGUUGUCAAAAUGCAGGGUAGCGCAUAUUCCGGGACAAAAACUACCACCUUUGACAGGAGGAGCCAUUGGGUAUGUCGGAUAUGAUUGUGUCCGAUAUUUCGAGCCCAAAACUGCACGACCUAUGAAGGAUGUUCUCAAAGUGCCCGAGUCACUCUUUAUGCUGUUCGAUACCAUUGUCGCAUUCGAUCGAUUUUUUGGAGUCAUCAAAGUUAUUACAUAUCUUUAUGUUCCAGAAGACUUUACACAAAUUCCUGUAGAGUACGAAAAAGCACAGGAGAUCAUUGACGAAGUUGUGUCCGUUCUCGAAUCGCAAGACACACCGUUACCUGCUCAACCACCUAUAAAGCUUGACAACGAAUACACUUCAAAUAUCGGCAGGGAAGGUUACGAGGGGCACGUCAAAACACUCAAAACUCAUAUCAAAUCUGGUGACAUUAUCCAAGCAGUACCUUCACAGCGCUUCGCCAGACCAACUUCUCUCCACCCCUUCAAUAUAUACCGUCACCUACGUACAGUGAAUCCCUCACCGUACCUCUUCUACGUCAAUUGCGGUGACUUCCAAAUUGUAGGAGCUUCCCCCGAGCUUCUUGUCAAAGCCGAAGAUGGCCGUGUGAUAACCCAUCCUAUCGCUGGUACCGUUAAACGCAACCCCGAUCCUCAAAUCGACGAGGCCCUUGCCGAAGAAUUACGUAGUUCCCUCAAAGAUCGUGCUGAACACGUCAUGCUUGUUGAUCUAGCACGUAAUGACAUCAACCGCGUAUGCGAUCCCCUGACCACCCGCGUAGAUCGAUUGAUGGUUGUUGAGAAGUUCAGUCACGUGCAACAUUUGGUUUCACAAGUCUCGGGGGUGUUAAGGAAAGACAAAACUCGUUUUGAUGCAUUCCGUUCCAUCUUCCCGGCGGGUACUGUAUCUGGCGCACCAAAAGUUAAGGCCAUGGAAUUGAUAGCUGAAUUAGAAAAGGAGAAGAGGGGUGUAUAUGCAGGCGCAGUCGGAUAUUUCGGAUACGGAAGUGUAGAUGCUGAUGGAAAUGAGUUCGAAGGAGAGAUGGAUACAUGUAUUGCACUAAGAACCAUGAUGGUCAAAGAUGGGGUGGCCUACUUGCAAGCUGUGCACGACUCGAACCCCUACGACGAAUGGAUGGAAACCAUGAAUAAGCUCGGCGCUAACAUGCAAUGUAUAACCGGCGCCGAGAAAAUCUAUUCAAAUAUCCAAUUCAAAUCCUCACCUGAGGUUAUCACUGGCGAUAAAGCACCGUUACCCGAAAGACCAGAGGAGAAGGCUCAUAUUGAUUUUGCUGCUGGAUAG